Molecule: messenger RNA, 2075 nt
Organism: Neocloeon triangulifer
Lineage: Eukaryota; Metazoa; Arthropoda; Insecta; Ephemeroptera; Baetidae
Product: glutathione synthetase-like
Exons: 10
Coding region: 353-1864 (503 amino acids)
Biological process (GO): glutathione biosynthetic process
Cellular component (GO): cytosol
Molecular function (GO): glutathione synthase activity; ATP binding; glutathione binding
Source: RefSeq, a predicted model, not a curated record
CCAAAAACUGCAGAAGUGCAGAUUCGCCUUUUGGCCUUGAGAGUAAUUUAGGCGUUUUAGCAAACUGACAGAAAAUUUGCAUGAACUUUUAUCAAAGCCUGUGAUUUCGGUGCAGAUGAGUUUUUUUAUUUGUGUCAUCAUAAACGCCAUAAUUUCAAAUAUUUACUCUAAAAAAACAAUAUAGCAAAAGUCAUAGCCUGAAGCAAAUUCCUUAUCAAUAAUUACACACACAAAAAAGGCAGCAAAUUUGAUAACAACGCCACUCCUCGAAGAGUUACUGUAAAAGGUUCGGCAUUGGCCCAGCGGUUGAUUUUGGUCACUUUUCGGUGUCACUAUUAUUUAAGUUUGAAAAAUGGAUAACCCUCGAAUGACUCCCUGCCUUGAUCUGCCCAUCGAUCAGAAGUUGCUCGAGGAAGUAGUGGAAAAAGCAAAAGACUGGGCGCUCAUGCACGGUGCUUGCAUGAGGUCCAAGACCAAUUUGAACACCGACAUUCUUCAGUUUGCACCGUUUGUUCUGCUACCCUCAACUUUUCCUCGGAAGGAGUUUGAAAAGGCCGUUGCUAUUCAGCCCAUUUUGAACGAAUUGAUGCACAAAGUUGCUCACGACUAUGAUUUCCUAUCCAGCAGCUUGAAAAGCACCAUAACCGUUGACCAGUUCACCAAAAAGCUUUUCGAGAUUUACGAAACUGUGCGGAGUGAAGGAAUAGCUCAGCCUGUGAGUUUGGGGCUGGUGCGCUCCGACAUUAUGUUGGAGUCCUCCUGCAUUGGCAGGGAGUGCGCCUCAGAUUGUUCGACUGCAGAAUCGGGCCCAUAUUGUUGCUGGAAGCAGGUGGAAAUCAACACCAUAGCCUCUGGGUUUGGCUGGUUAGGUCCGGCGUCCGGCCUGAUCCAUAGAUAUGUUCUUCAAGAACUCGGAAGGAUGGACAUGAUUAAAAAUCUACCAGAAAACAAAGCACUACAAGGCCUUUGCGGAGGAAUGCUUGAAGCAUGGAAAAUUUACAAGAAUAAUAAGGCCGUGAUUAUGUUUAUUGUCGAGGACGUGACCUACAACAUUUGUGACCAGAGAUUCCACGAGUUUGAGCUGCGCUCACAAAACCCGAAUGUGCCUGUCAUUCGUCGAAACUUGACCCAACUUUCUCAGUCGGCCAAGCUUGGUUCUAAUAAGGAGCUGAUUGUUGAUGGAUUGGAGGUUGCUGUGAUCUACUUCAGAGCUGGCUAUGAACCAGGUCACUACCACACGGAGAAAGAGUGGGACGCCCGUUUGCUGAUGGAGCGUUCGUUGGCCAUCAAGUGUCCCAGCAUUCAUUACCACCUGGCAGGAACAAAAAAGGUGCAGCAGUCACUUGCAAGGCCAGGUGUCUUGGAAAAGUUCCUCGCAGGGGACAAAACUUCUGCAGUCAAAGAAAUCUUCACUGGGCUGUAUUCUCUGGACAAGGACGAAUUUGGUGAAAAAGCAAUUCAAAUGGCCAUAGAAAACCCAAGCCACUUUGUGUUAAAACCUCAACGAGAGGGAGGCGGCAACAACGUCUACGGAGAAAACGUGCGCUCAGCUGUGCUAAGCAUGAAGGACACGGAGGAAAGAUCGGCAUGGAUCUUGAUGGAAAGAAUUUUGCCACCUUUGCAGCACAACUACAUGGUUCGGCCUGGUGACCCGAAGAAUGCUUGCCCUCCAAUCAGUGAAGUUGUCGGAGAACUUGGAAUUUUUGGAGUCGUGAUUGGAGAUGAAAACAUUAUUUCAACCAACAAGCAAGUGGGCCACAUGCUGAGAACAAAGCUGAGCACUGCCGAUGAAGGUGGCGUUGCUGCAGGGCUAGGGGCUUUGGAUAGCCCUUAUUUGGUUGACCUGUCCAGUUGCUGCGAGUGAAGUGAUAAAAGUAGGAGAUUAUUUCUUUAGCGAUUUUGCAUUCCUUUUAUGUUAUAAAAUUAUUAUGUGGAACGUUAUGUUUGUCAAUUUUAACAAAAUGUUAAGCGGUUUUGUCAGCACAGGGAUUUUGUAUGUUUCUUAUUCAGCAUGCAACUUAAUUAAAACUCUGAAAUAAAAUAAAAUUCUAUAGAAAACAAUUUCUCCAACUAUA